Messenger RNA from Salvia splendens (bonfire salvia), 294 nucleotides. Its product is annotated as dehydration-responsive element-binding protein 1F-like. Bases 1 to 294 code for a protein of 97 amino acids. The transcript has a single exon. Lineage: Eukaryota; Viridiplantae; Streptophyta; Magnoliopsida; Lamiales; Lamiaceae. The record is from RefSeq and is a predicted model, not a curated record.
AUGGAUUCGGAAGCUCCAAAUUCGUCAACCGAGCCUUGUAAGACGAAGAAAAGGAGGCGGCAAAGCCCGAGCCCGAGCCCCAGGCCGCCUUCGUUGGAUACAGAAAACAUUAGUAGUUUGAAAAAGGAGGAGGUGGUGGAGUUUGUGGAUGAGGAGGCGAUGUAUAACAUGCCGCUGCUGGUGGAUAGCAUGGCACAAGGGAUGCUUCUCACUCCCCCAGCUCUCAAGAAGGGUUUUAAUUGGACUCAUGACAAUCCUCAUAUCGACUUCGACUUCACUCUCUGGAAACACUAG